This is a messenger RNA of Microcebus murinus (gray mouse lemur), 2680 nucleotides long. RefSeq names its product APAF1 interacting protein (gene APIP). The record is from RefSeq and is a predicted model, not a curated record. Gene Ontology annotation, cellular component: cytoplasm. Gene Ontology annotation, molecular function: methylthioribulose 1-phosphate dehydratase activity; metal ion binding. NCBI's taxonomy places the organism in Eukaryota, Metazoa, Chordata, Mammalia, Primates, Cheirogaleidae.
UGAACCAGUUGCAACAUCUUACUGGUUUCCUCAUUAACUGAUGAAUUAAAUAAUAUUUUUGAUGUAUGCUUAUUCUAUAUUCAUAUGAGAGUCUUUCAGGAAACACUUUAUCUGAGGAAUAUAUGCCUGUGUUUGCUUAAGUUGGAGGAGAAGGUGGGGGCAGGGAUUACAGCCAUAUGUUGGCUGUGAGUAGGUAUCUCAGUGACAAGCAGGGCUGAUUUUCUUAAAAUACCUAGAUUGAAAAAUUAGAAAACUAAAGUACUGACUCAAAAACUUUCUAGACUUUAAUGUUUUCAAUGUUUACAAAAUGUUGUUAAAUAUGUUCCUUCCUCCCUAUAGAACCUCUACUAUAAGUGGUUGACUGUAAUGGAUCUUUAGAUAUAUACUUCAAAAUUCUUAUUCUAAUUGAAAACCAGAUCUAGCAAUAGUAGGCAAAUGAUAUUAUUGACAUUCAGGAGGGAACUAGAUACUAACUAAAUCUUUCCUUCUUGUCAAAUCUUGCUUUCCUUUGGACAGUUUAAAUGACUGCAUUUGCACCAAAUGUAUCUCUAUUGAUGCCUGCUAAGUGAUUUUUUUUUUUUUUGCAGUUGUAAUUUUGUGGGUCUGAAUGAUUGAAAAUUUAUUAACAGCAGCUGCGUUAUCAUUGUUAUUCCUGUAGCAUGAAGCUGGCUAAUUGCUAUAAUACCUCGCUGCUAGAAAAGACAAAAGGAAAGGGGAGACCCAUAAUAACAGACCAUUUUCCAUAAUGUUUGCAAUUUGCUAGGCAAAUUGAUGGUUUUAAGGAUUGGAAAACUGCGGGAGUCUUCCCAUUAGCUGUACUUUAAGAUAUAAUUAAAAUAUCAUUUAUAGCCCUAAAAAAGGAAAUAGCAAAUUAUAUGGGGCAUGGAUAAUUUUGGCUAGAUUUCCUAAAGACAGAUAUAAGAAAUACCAACAUGGUUUUAUUAUUUUAAUUCAAGAAAUUUUAACUCUUUAAAAUGGGAAGGAAACUAACAUUGACUGUGUUACAUAUUGUGCUAGGUGCUUUAUAUCCACUGGAUCUCAUUUUAAUCCUCACAUCAUUCUAAUUUUAAGGAUGAGUAAACUGAGACCCAAAGUCGUAUAAGCAGUAAAUAGUGUAAUGUGGAUUUAACUUUGUCUAUUAACUCCAAGCCUCCGUUGAAUUAGAACUUUUAAAAAUUUCUAGGUUCCCAUGUUCUUAAUUUUAUACUUUGAAGGUUGCUCCAUCAAUCAUCAUUCAUAAUAUUUACCUAAAAUAAAAUGUAUAUGUAGAACAUAAACAGUAAAUUUGGAAAAACACCAUAAUUUCAGGUAUCCAGUUAAGUUAGCUGAGAAUUUAAUCUGUCAAAUAAUAAUUCCUCUUUGGACUCAAAGAUGUUUUUUUUCCCUUUACCCAGUGCCAAGAUCAAUAAAGGUGAGCUUCCUGCUGUACUUUUCUUCUCAUUGAGUCCAUCUUUAUUUGCCCUUACCUUGAGGUUGUAGCCAGUUGGUGUCUCAAGCUUAUGUGGCAAUUGUCUCACAAAUGCUUCCAUUUUGAGCAAGUCCUGGCUUUUUAUCUCACGGAUCUAGUGGCUUGCAUAACUAUCAAAAUUGAAGCUCAUGGAUACCAGAGUUUUGCAAUACCUUCAGGGAAAUUCUGCUUUGGAGAGCUCAGUCCCUCCAAGGACAAGGAACACCCAAGAUACUUGAUUCCAGAACUUUGCAAACAGUUUUACCAUUUGGGCUGGGUCACUGGAACUGGAGGAGGAAUUAGCUUGAAGCAUGGCAAUGAAAUCUACAUUGCUCCUUCCGGAGUGCAAAAGGAACGAAUUCAGCCUGAAGACAUGUUUGUUUGUGAUAUAAAUGAAAAGGACAUAAGUGGACCUUCACCAUCUAAGAAGCUAAAAAAAAGCCAGUGUACUCCUCUUUUCAUGAACGCUUACACAAUGAGAGGAGCAGGCGCAGUGAUUCACACCCACUCUAAAGCUGCUGUCAUGGCCACCCUCCUCUUUCCAGGGCGGGAGUUUAAAAUUACACAUCAAGAGAUGAUAAAAGGAAUAAGGAAAUGUACCUCAGGAGGGUAUUAUAGAUACGAUGAUAUGUUAGUGGUACCCAUUAUUGAGAAUACACCUGAGGAGAAAGACCUCAAAGAUCGAAUGGCUCAUGCAAUGAAUGAAUACCCGGACUCUUGUGCGGUACUAGUCAGACGUCAUGGAGUGUAUGUGUGGGGAGAAACAUGGGAAAAGGCUAAAACCAUGUGUGAGUGUUAUGACUAUUUGUUUGAUAUUGCCGUAUCAAUGAAACAAGUGGGACUUGAUCCUGCACAGCUCCCAGUUGGAGAAAAUGGAAUUGUAUAAGUCAAAGGAAGUUUAAUCAUAUACACAGAUGAAGCUCAACUUAAAUAUUAAGUGAAAUUUGACUAUUUUUUUAAAUGAACUGAAAAUUUCCAUGCUAAUAUUUGUCACUACGUACUGCAAAUGGUCACUUUGACUCUCUUCUGACAUUGGAUGGUAUUUGCUUAUAUUCUUAAUUUUAAGUGAUCAGGUAGUGGAAUAAAAAUUUUAUACUCAGUAUUGUUUGUGUUUCUUUUUAAAUCCUCAACAGCAAAAUAUUUGUCUUUAACUUAAUUUCUUCUUUAUGUCUACUCACAGGAUUCCUCUUAAUCUUUAAAACUGCUGGUGAGGGUAAACUCUUUAUUGGGAAA